This is a messenger RNA of Ananas comosus (pineapple), 1360 nucleotides long. RefSeq names its product dnaJ homolog subfamily C member 17-like. Gene Ontology annotation, molecular function: RNA binding. The coding region runs from base 148 to 1056 and encodes 302 amino acids. The transcript has 4 exons. The record is from RefSeq and is a predicted model, not a curated record. Lineage: Eukaryota; Viridiplantae; Streptophyta; Magnoliopsida; Poales; Bromeliaceae.
UUAGUCGGCCACUCCUGAAGGAUCAGAAGGGCUCGAACUGUCACGUCUCCGCGCGCGCUCUUCCGACCUCUCCCUUCCUUCCUCCUCUCGCGUCUCCUCAAAAAACCCUAGUCGCAUAGAGCAGCGUAGCUCCACUCCCCCUCUCUAAUGGCGAGCGGGGGCGUCGGCGCAGCGGUGGAGGAGGAGAUCGACCACUACGAGGUACUCCGCCUCCCCUCGGGCGAGGAGGGGGCGAGGCUAACCCUAGAUCAGAUAGACAAGGCCUACAAGGGCCAAUCCCGCGUGCGCCACCCCGACAAGCGCCCCGACGACCCCAGCGCCACCGCCGAUUUCCAGCGCCUCCGCGCCUCCUACGACGUCCUCAGGGACGAGGCCGCGCGCCGCUCCUUCGACGCGCGCCUCCGCGCCCGCCGCGACCGCGCCCUCCGCGACUCGGCGCGCGACACCAAGCGCCGCAAGCUCGCCGCCGACCUCGACGAGCGGGAGCGCGCCGCCGCCGCUCGCGACGGCGCCCCCGACCCCGCCGAGCUCGCCGAGUUGCGCGAGAAGAAGGUCGCCGCCCAGCUGCAGCGCGAGCUCGAAGAAUUCCUGGCCAGGAAGGCCAAUAAAUCCACCCCCGCUUCCGCCUCGACAUCUGGACAGGAAAAGCGAGAGGGCUCGGAGGAGAAGGAGAAGAUGUUGAAGGUCUCCUGGGAGAGGAGUUUGGGUGAUUACACUGCGGCCAAGUUGAAAGAGAUCUUUGAGAGGUUCGGAGAGGUCGAAGAUAUUGUAAUUAGAUCGAAGAAAUCUAAAAGCAAGGCCUCGGCCAUCGUCGUGAUGUCUUCCAAAGAUGCCGUGGAAGCAGCUACACACAGCAUGAGCGGGAGUCUUUCAAAUCCCUUGCUUGUUCUUCCUCUUGUGACUACUGCAGGCACUUCAGAUAGUUUCUCUGCACAGACUGCUGAAACAAGUGAACCAAAAGUCAGCAACAUUGUCGGAGCUGGCUUUAAUGAGUACGAAGCUAUGAUAUUGAAGAAACUUCAAGAGGCUAGCAAGAGGAAAAAAGGCAUACAAUGAUGUUGGAAGCUUUGUUUGGAGGGUACUGUUGAUUCUUUUCUACAUCCGUCAGUGGUACUCAACAUUAAUGUCAUUAUUAUUAGAAGCAGCCAAAUCAAUUAAAAACAUAUUCUUCCCGUGAGGAAGAAUUGCAGUCAAACUGUAUGUUUCUUUGAAGCUACACGGCUCAGAAGAAAAUGUAUGCUGGCAAAAUUUCUGUUCAUCUGACAAAGAAUAUGUAGUAUAAUAAGUAUAUACAGUUCUUCUUCUUCUUCUUUCUGAAACUUUCUUUUAUAAUGAAACAUUUUCAACACUCAAAAUCUUU